GGAUACGCAUCCGAUGUUUGCUAAACAGAUAGAUGGCUGCCCAGAGAAGUUAUUUGCGCCUAAUAUCCGCACAAAGCCAACAAAGAGAUCAUGGCGGCGGUGUUGCAGAGGCUCACAAAAUGAGUCAGUCUCUGCAAGGCUCGCAACACUACUGAGACAUAGAUUUUAAAUGACCAUGGAGGCUGCUGCAGACUCACAGCAAGGUGGUGAUACUGUUGUCUCUGAGCCCGAGACCCAGCAGAUCACCUUGACCCAGGCGUCCAUAGCAGCAGGACAGGUGACGUCCAGUAGUCCCACAGUCACUCUAGUUCAGUUACCCAACGGUCAGACAGUCCAGGUGCAUGGUGUGAUCCAAGCUGCACAGCCCUCAGUCAUCCAGUCCCCACAAGUCCAGACUGUACAGUUUGACUCGUUUCAGAUUUCCACUGUUGCCGAGAGUGAGGAUUCUCAGGAAUCCGUAGAUAGCGUGACAGAUUCUCAGAAGAGGAGAGAGAUUCUGUCCAGGCGACCUUCUUAUAGAAAGAUUUUAAACGACUUAUCGUCAGACGUUCCAGCGGUGCCUCGAAUUGAGGAAGAGAAGUCGGAGGACGACUCAGCUCCUGCCAUCACCACAGUCACCAUGCCCACUCCCAUCUAUCAGACCAGCAGCGGACAGUACAUUGCCAUUACUCAGGGAGGAGCCAUUCAGCUGGCCAAUAACGGCACAGAUGGAGUGCAGGGCCUGCAGACUCUGACCAUGGCCAACGCUGCUGGAGCCCAGUCUGGUGCAACGAUCCUGCAGUACGCCCAGACCAGUGAUGGGCAGCAGAUCCUCGUCCCAAGCAACCAAGUUGUUGUACAAGCUGCCUCUGGUGACGUCCAGACCUAUCAGAUCCGCACAGCCCCCACCAGCACCAUCACUUCCGGGGUAGUCAUGGCGACCUCGCCUGCACUGGGCUCAGGAGGAGGCACGGAGGAAGUCACACGCAAAAGGGAGGUCCGACUUAUGAAAAACAGGGAGGCGGCCCGGGAGUGUCGCAGGAAGAAGAAGGAGUACGUCAAGUGUCUGGAGAACCGCGUCGCCGUGCUGGAGAACCAGAACAAAACCCUCAUCGAGGAACUUAAAGCCCUCAAAGACUUGUACUGCCACAAAUCCGAGUAGAAAAAAAAAAAAAAAAAAACCCGUCACCAAACGCCUGCCAGGUGCACCAACUGUCCCCGUGUACAGAGACUCACCACAGAGCCACGCACCUGGACGCCACGCCCACUUUUCUACUCCCCUUUUUUUUGCUUUCUUUUUAAAAACUGCUAAAAUAUCUGUAUAAAAGACUCACCAGGAAUAGAAACACACACACACCCGUUUCAAAAAAUCCCCCCCCCUCCCCAUCAGUUUCCAAUGAACGGGUGGAGCGGGGGGAAAAGAGUGGACGUGGAGGAAACUACAACUACACAGGGUCCUUGUGGUGAAGUGACAGAUCAGAGGGGACAUUCCAGUCACUGGUGCCUGGGCUAACUGGGCGACAUCACCAGCAACGGGGCAACUUCUGGAGCAACCUCAGCGAUGGAACUUUUUACAGUUGCAAACGGCCCCGAGACCCCUUGGAUCAUUUUUUUUGGAGACUUGACCCUUUGUGUGCAGCGUUUGUAACCGUAACGGCGCUCCUGCAUUAACAUCUGUUACUUACUAACGCUUUGAAUUCUAGACGGGCCGUGUCAUGGACUUUUAUCUUUUAGCGAUGUUUUCUUUACGUGUUGGAAUAUCUGUUUUGCAUAAUGCCAUUGAUUUUUGUUUUUGUUACUUUAAUUGACUGCCUUGUUAAGAAAAAGAGCUACAUGUUAUGUUUGGGUUUGUUAAAUGGGUCUCAUGUUAAAGGUAGCGUUAUGACUACACUUUGAAAAAGACAUUUAUGGUUACAGAACUCUUUCAUGUGUUUUAUGGCUCUCUUAUGCAUGUUUCCAUUUACACACACACACACGUACGGCUCCUUGUUUGUGGUUUCUACAAAUCCUUACGUUUGCUUGUUCAGAGCAUUAUUGGGCGGCUGUAGUUUCUGGUAAAAAAAAAAAAAAAAAUGGUUCUUAGCGGCCUCAAGGGAAAGUGGUCGUUGCAAAAUUUGGAAUUCCAACUGGCUCAGGUCAUGUACCAUAUUUUUCUACAAGGCAUUGUUUUUUUUUUUUUUAAAUACAAAUUUUAACUUCAUUUUAUUUCUUUGCAGAUUUUGAGUACAAACUAAAAACAAAGAGCCUCACUGUGUUCGCAAUGUUGUACUGCUUUUUUUUAAAACAAAUUUUGGAGACAUAUUUCCCACCACUGGAGACACCUGUCGCCUCCUUUAUGUGUGCAUUAUACUGUUAGAAUCUGUACCACCCUGUUUUUUUUUUGUUUUUUUUUUAAAAUUUGCAUUGAUUUUGUACAAGCAGGAGACACGGACAUGUUUCCUGCUAUCUUUCUAAUGCAAAUGGAUUAACCCAGGAUCCCAGCGGUUAAGGCAUCAGCUAAACCUGUCUCCAAACUCUGUUUACAGGACUACAAAGUUUCAUGCGCACUUUCCUUGCACAUACAAUCCUUAACAUUUCAUACCAUCACACACAGGAUAAUCUCAAUCGACCACCACCGACCCAUGAGUGUGUUUUUCGGGCUCAGUUACGGUCGCAGCAUCUCAUAAUGCAUUAGACGUUAUAAGUUUUUCAUAUGUACACAAUAAUGACUCCAUUUGAACCAAUCACAAACAUCCCACUAAAAAAAAAAAAGGAAGGACGCAAAUACGAUUGAUUCAUAAAGACUUCACAGUGAACCAAGUGGAUAUUCUCAUGAUCAUGGAAUGCCAUACUGUAUUAUUUUAGGUAUUAUGUAUUGUCAUGACAUAGUAUGCUUCUUUUUUUUUUAUGUUGCUUUCCAUUAAUUUUGUAUUCACACUUUCUAAAUGUCUGCACCAACUUGUAUAAAACAGUGCAUUAUGUUAGAGCUAUUCAAAUACAACAUUUUUGGCAGCUGUUAAUAAAUGUGUUUCUGGUAAUCUUU
This is a messenger RNA of Labrus bergylta (ballan wrasse), 3001 nucleotides long. Its product is annotated as cyclic AMP-responsive element-binding protein 1. The record is from RefSeq and is a predicted model, not a curated record. Gene Ontology annotation, biological process: regulation of transcription by RNA polymerase II. Lineage: Eukaryota; Metazoa; Chordata; Actinopteri; Labriformes; Labridae. Gene Ontology annotation, cellular component: ATF4-CREB1 transcription factor complex; nucleus. Gene Ontology annotation, molecular function: protein binding; DNA-binding transcription factor activity, RNA polymerase II-specific; cAMP response element binding.